AUGAAUCACAACACCAACAUCCACUUUGGGAACCGGACACUGAUCCCACACGAUCUCCACGGCCGGAGUUACCAAGACCCAGCCGUAAGCAUCGUGCCACAUCCGUUCCCUCCCAACCGCGCUCAUCCGACGUUUGAAGGACCUAGCCGAGACGAGCAUCAUUACCAUCAUCAUCAAAACCGACCUCCGGUUUAUCAUCAACCACCUAGACCAGUGUUGCAUUCACACCACGACCAUGUUCUCAAUAGGCGGAGAGAUAGCAUUUCGAUGCCGUGCUUGAGGGUUUCAUGGAGAGCCAAAGAAAACUAG
Molecule: messenger RNA, 309 nt
Organism: Microthlaspi erraticum
Lineage: Eukaryota; Viridiplantae; Streptophyta; Magnoliopsida; Brassicales; Brassicaceae
Source: the annotation of a GenBank genome assembly